This is a messenger RNA of Carassius auratus (goldfish), 3103 nucleotides long. RefSeq names its product GATOR complex protein MIOS. Gene Ontology annotation, biological process: positive regulation of TORC1 signaling; cellular response to amino acid starvation. Lineage: Eukaryota; Metazoa; Chordata; Actinopteri; Cypriniformes; Cyprinidae. Gene Ontology annotation, cellular component: cytoplasm. Bases 135 to 2768 code for a protein of 877 amino acids. The transcript has 11 exons. Gene Ontology annotation, molecular function: protein binding. The record is from RefSeq and is a predicted model, not a curated record.
UGGGACUUUUAUUUUGUGAGUUUUUGUCACGUUGUGUUUACAAUCGGCACUGCUUCCGACUUCACGCUACCCAAACAAACUUCAGCAUGUUUGCACGUCGAAUGUAUCUGCACUGAAGAAACCACUGUGCUGUCAUGUCGAGCGGCUAUAAACCAGAUAUCCUGUGGUCUCCCCAUCACGCAGACCGCUAUGUGAUCUGCGACACUGAACUCAGUCUGUAUCGGAUUGGACCUGCAGGAAGCCCAGAGACUAAAGCCGGCACCCUUCCGCUCUCAGAGGAGACCGCGGCUACGCUGCUGGCCAUCAACUCUGACACCCCGUAUAUGAAAUGUGUGGCUUGGUAUCCCAAACAUGAGCCUGAGUGUUUGCUGGCUGUGGGACAGGCCAACGGCCGAGUCGUCCUGACCAGUCUGGGACAGAGCCACAACUCCAAAUGUAAGGAGCUGGUGGGUAAAGAGUUUGUACCCAAGCAUGCCCGGCAAUGCAACACACUCGCGUGGAACCCGGUGGACAGUAACUGGCUGGCGGCUGGUUUGGACAAACACCGGGCUGAUUUUUCCGUUCUCAUAUGGGACAUAAGCAGUAAGUUUUCUCCUGAGUCGGUUCCAGCUGAGAAGGCCCGUCUGUCUGGAGACGUGGACUCUGGGUUGUUGGUGACCAAACCGCUGUACGAGCUCGGUCAGAACGAUGCAUGUCUUUCUCUUUGUUGGCUCCCUCGUGAUCAUCAAAAGUUACUCCUGGCUGGAAUGCAUCGAAAUCUGGCCAUCUUUGACCUGCGCAACACCAGCCAGAAGACGUUUGUGAACACCAAAGCCAUCCAGGGUGUAACGGUGGAUCCUCAUUUUCCCGAUCGCGUUGCGUCCUUCUUCGAAGGCCAGGUGGCCAUCUGGGAUUUACGGAAAUUUGAAAAGCCGGUCUUUACUUUGACCGAGCAGCCCAAACCUUUAACUAAAGUGGCGUGGUGUCCAACACGCAUGGGCCUGCUGGCCACGCUCACGCGGGACAGCAACAUCAUCCGGCUGUACGACAUGCAGCACACACCCAUGCCGUUCGGCGACGAGGUGGAGCCCACCAUCAUCGAGCGCAGCGUCCAGCCCUGCAGCGAGAGCAUCAUCAGCAGCUUCGCCUGGCAUCCGUCCGCCCAGAACCGCAUGGUGGUGGUGUCGCCCAACCGGGUCAUGAACGACUUCACGGUCUUCGAGCGCAUAUCGCUGGCCUGGAGCUCCACCACCUCACUGAUGUGGGCGUGUGGGCGGCACCUGUAUGAGUGCACGGAGGACGGCGGUCAGGGGGCGGCCGCUGCUGAUAAGGACAUCGCCACUAAGAUGAGGGAGCGAGCGCAGUCCCAUUACGGCCAUGACACCGUCCAGGUGUGGAGGAACCAUGUGCUGGCCGGAGGAGACGACCCGCAGCUGAGGUCGCUCUGGUACACGCUCCAUUUUAUGAAGCAGUACACUGAAAAUUUGGAGCAGAAGCAACAGAGCAAUAAACAGUCGCUCAUCUACUCAGGCAUCAAAAACAUUGUCAAGUCCAGCUCUGGCACUACAGAGACCCGGCGCUGCUGGUCAGGUUCAGACAGACAGACCGAUGUACCGCGGUACCACAGCGAGGAGCGCAGUCUGGCCCUGCAGCUGUGUGGCUGGAUCAGUCGAGGGCCCGACAUUGAUGUGGAGCCCUUCCUGAAGUCUCUGGAGCAGGAGGGCGAGUGGGAGAGAGCCGCUGCUGUCGCUCUCUUUAACCUGGACAUCCGACGAGCCAUUCAGAUCCUUAACAAAGGAGCUUCAGCAGAGAAAGGUGAUCUGAACCUGAACGUGGUGGCCAUGGCUCUGUCGGGCUACACUGAUGAGAAGAACUCCCUGUGGAGAGAGAUGUGCAGCUCUCUCAGACUCCAGCUGAAGAAGGCGCACCUGUGUAUCAUGUUUGCCUUCCUCACCAGUGAACCUGGCGCCUUUGAUGCCGUCCUGUAUGAGAGUCGUGUGGCUGUCAGGGACAGGGUGGCAUUUGCAUGUAUGUUUCUAAAUGACACUCAGUUGCCUCGUUACAUAGACAAGCUGACCUAUGAGAUGAAGGAGGCUGGUAAUCUGGAGGGCAUCCUGCUGACAGGACUGACGAAAGAUGGAGUAGAUCUGAUGGAGAGUUAUGUAGACCGAACCGGAGACGUGCAGACGGCCAGUUUCUGCAUGCUCAAAGGCUCCCCAGGAGAGGUGCUGAAGGACCCUCGGGUGCAGUGCUGGAUCGAGAACUAUCGCAACCUGUUGGAUGCCUGGAGGUUUUGGCAUAAACGGGCUGAAUUCGACAUUCAUAGGAGCAAACUGGAUCCCAGCUCAAAACCACUUCCACAGGUGUUUGUGAGCUGUAAUUUCUGUGGAAAGUCUAUAUCAUACAGCUGCUCGGCGAUACCACAUCAGGGCCGUGGAUUCAGUCAGUACGGGGUCAGCGGUUCACCCACCAAGUCAAAGGUCACCAGUUGCCCUGGCUGUCGUAAACCACUUCCACGCUGUGCUCUCUGCUUAAUGAACAUGGGCACCCCUGUGUCCAGCUGCCCAGGCACAGGAAAAGCAGAUGAGAAAGCCGAUCUCACACGAGACAAAAAACUUGCUCAGUUUAAUAACUGGUUCACCUGGUGCCACAACUGCCGGCACGGUGGCCACGCAGGUCACAUGCUCAGCUGGUUUAGAGAUCACAGUGAGUGUCCCGUGUCGGCCUGCACCUGUAAAUGCAUGCAGCUGGACACCACAGGCAACCUGGUGCCUUCUGAUAGUGCAUAAAGGCCUUUCUGCCUUUGUUUUCCAACUUGCACACCUCACUGGUAUUGAAGUUGACAACAGGUGCUCUAUUGUCACAGGAAGUAAAGCAGUUAGAUUGUAAGGAUUAUGUUAUCCAUGAUUAAGUCACCUACGCAUGGGCAGUUGUGUGUCCUGAGAAGAGAAAGAACCCAUGUGAAUGUCUGACCUAUGCAUUUCAAUAUCAACUUUAGAGACAGGGAGAGAGAUACCACCGUAAUCUCAACCGGAGGAGUUUGAAUGCAUGUCAGGAAUGUUUUGUUUAUAUCUUAGAAAGUGUUUUCACAUGGUCCAUAAAUACUUCAACUACUUUCCUCUGA